Molecule: messenger RNA, 5451 nt
Organism: Arvicanthis niloticus (Nile rat)
Lineage: Eukaryota; Metazoa; Chordata; Mammalia; Rodentia; Muridae
Source: RefSeq, a predicted model, not a curated record
AGACAAAAAUGGAAAGCUUUGGAUGAAGAGAGCCUGCCCUGGUGAGAAGUCUGAGGAUUCAGAAAGGCUGGUAUGAGGACAGUGGCUUCAACAUGAUCCACUCAGCUUAAUUUUAAACCGAUGCCGUCACCUGGUAAAUUCUGUGCUAGGGUUAUGGGUGUGUGCUGCUAUAUCCAGUUUUAAACUGGGAAUUAAACAUAGUACCUCCGCAGGAGCUGGUGCUUAGCAGAAUUCUUUGCUGACUUCAUAUUGCCUGUAGACAGUUUGAGGAGUGAUGCAGACCGAGAGUCCUCCAAGACCCAGUUUUCAGAUGCUCCCAGUGUUGUGAAGAGAGGCCCAUCUGGAUUAUGUGUUUCUCAGACAGACUAGGUAUCUGCUAACAAUGGAGAGGUGCCAGCACGUUGAGCAGCUGCAGCUUGCUCAAGGCCAUUCCAUCCUGGACCCUCAGAAAUGGUACUGUGUGGUCUGUAACACAACCGAGUCGAUUUGGGCUUGCCUCAGCUGUUCCCACAUCGCCUGUGGGCAGUAUAUCCAAGAGCACGCACUGAAGCACUUUCAAGAAAGCAGCCAUCCCGUUGCAUUCGAGGUGAACAACAUGUACGUUUUCUGUUAUCUUUGUAACGAUUAUGUCCUAAACGAUAACGCAGCUGGAGACCUGAAGUCACUACGAAGUAUACUAAGUGCAAUCAAAGGUAAAAAUUACCCUUGUGUGGUUCAGAGUGACUCGGUUUUACAUCCUGUGGAUGCACAGGACGAUUCUUUCUCCUUACACGACGGCACCCAAUCUCUGCCUGGAAAUGAAGAUCCAAUGUGCACCGCCCUCUGCUACAGGAGACGGGUGCUCAUGGGGAAAACCUUUCGAACUUGGUUUGAGCAGUCACCGAUUGGAAGAAAAAGGCAAGAGCAAACUCAGGAGAGGGCGGUAGCAAAAAGAGAGGCGAAGAGAAGGCAGGAGAUAGAGCAGCAGUUGAAAGCCGAGUUGGAAAGCACGCCCCCGCGAAAGAGUUUACGCUUACAAGGCCUGUCUGACGCGGCCACGAUCGAAAUCGUUCCAGUGCAGGUACCGCCACUACCUCCAGCAUCCCCGGCAAAGGAUGAAGCUGCGCUACCUACCUCGGAAGACGGAAAACUUAAAAAAGUAAGCGACUCCUUAAUCAAACGAAGGCCAGCAGUAACUCCUGGUGUAACCGGACUGAGAAAUUUAGGAAAUACUUGCUAUAUGAAUUCUGUUCUUCAAGUGUUGAGUCAUUUACUCAUUUUUCGACAAUGUUUUUUAAAGCUGGACCUGAACCAAUGGCUGGCUGUGGCUGCCAGUGAUAAGGCCCGAUCCUACAAGCACUCGGCUGUCACGGAUGCUGCGGCGGUGGCGGCGGCAGCACAUCAGAUGAACGAAGGGCAAGAGAAAGGCUUCGCAUGCUCCAGACUUUCGGGUUUAUCAUCAAGCCUAAGUGGAGGGGUCUCAAAAGGGCGGAACAUGGAGCUUAUUCAGCCAAGGGAGCCCAGUUCACCGUACAGUUCUCUUUGUCAUGAAUUACAUACCCUGUUCCAAGUCAUGUGGUCUGGAGAGUGGGCCUUGGUCUCGCCGUUUGCUAUGCUUCACUCAGUGUGGAAGCUGAUCCCGGCUUUCCGUGGUUACGCCCAGCAAGACGCUCAGGAAUUUCUUUGUGAACUUCUGGAUAAGAUACAACGUGAACUAGAGACAACCGGAACCAAGUUACCAGCUCUCAUCCCUACGUCCCAACGAAGACUUAUCGAGCAAGUUCUGAAUGUUGUAAAUAACAUUUUUCACGGACAACUUCUUAGUCAGGUUACAUGUCUUGCUUGUGACAACAAAUCAAAUACUAUAGAACCAUUCUGGGACUUGUCACUGGAAUUUCCAGAGAGAUACCAAUGCAGUGGGAAAGAUGCUGCCUCCCAGCCUUGUCUGGUUACUGAUAUGUUGGGUAAAUUUACAGAAACAGAAGCUUUAGAAGGGAAAAUCUACGUGUGUGACCAUUGUAACUCAAAGCGUAGAAAGUUUUCGUCAAAACCAGUUGUACUCACAGAAGCCCAGAAACAGCUUAUGAUAUGCCACCUACCUCAGGUUCUCAGACUGCACCUCAAACGAUUCAGAUGGUCAGGGCGUAAUAACCGAGAGAAGAUUGGCGUUCAUGUUGUCUUUGAGGAAACCUUAAACAUGGAGCCCUAUUGCUGCAGGGAGACCUUGAACACUCUCAGACCAGAGUGCUUUAUCUAUAAUUUAUCUGCUGUCGUAAUCCACCAUGGAAAAGGAUUUGGCUCAGGACACUACACUGCCUACUGCUACAAUUCUGAAGGAGGGUUCUGGGUACACUGCAACGACUCCAAGCUAAGCAUGUGCACUAUGGAAGAAGUACGCAAGGCCCAAGCUUAUAUCUUAUUUUAUACUCAGCGAGUUACUGAGAAUGGACACUCGAAACUCUUGCCUCCUGAGCUCCUGUCCAAUAGCCAACACCCCAGUGAAGAAACUGAUGCCUCUUCUAAUGAAGUCCUUAGCUGAUCCAGACAGUGGGCUCUCGUUAUUUGUAUAUAUACUUUUUAAAUGGGCUGACUUACGAUGCUGGGCUUCAUUGUUUUUAUUCUGUAAUUAUGAUCAGUGCCUGCUGUGUUUAGACAUUGUGUAUUUAACUACAAAGUUUUUUUUUUGGUUUUUUUUUUUUUUUUUUUUUUUUUUUUUUACAGAAACAAAACUAUAAAUAUAUGUAUAUCAACUAUAGGCCAACUAAAAUUUUUUUCAAAUAUUUUGAGUUUUAUACUUUUAGUGUUUACCUCAGACUAUUAUUACCUCUUAUAUUUUGAUGUCUUAAUUGCCUCAAAUCAUGAAUUUGUGCAAUCUACUAAAGAAAUUCAGGUGGCAUCAUUUUAUAUAUAUUGUCACCUAUUUAUCUUUUGUAGCUGUUUUCUAUACAGAGUCGAAGUACACGGGAAGAUGCUCUUCACAGAUUCUUAAUAAGAAAAGAAAGCCAUUGGUGUAUGAACUCCAGUUCUGCCCCCUUGGAGGUAAACAGAUUGGAAGUGAGAUGCUGAAGCAUCGCCUAGGCCCAGUUAUUCCUGAGGCUUCAUGCUUCUACAGGGCUCAGAAUAGAUUUAAUGCAGAUACUGCUCUUUCACUACAUUUAUUGCUUCCAUAACUGUCCUUUAUUGAGCACGAAUUCAAAGUGAAAAUGGCAGAUUUACAAAUGGUAUACUAUAAUGAACUUUGGAACUAUGGGCAGUGAAAAAAUAGUUCUAAUAAAGCAGUCACAAAAUUUUGAAUUUAGCAAACCAGUACAUUAUGAGAUGAUACAAAUGUAGUUUGAGAAGUGAGUUUUAUGUUUAAUUAUUGUAGAUCUCUUACGUACUUGAGAUUCAGUUCAAAGGAAUGACACAAAUGCAUAGGGACAUGUAUACGGCAGAGAAGACAACGGUUCAAGCACGGCACUGGGGGUUACAUCUAAGAUCUCAUUUUUCUUGAAGUAAACUAAGCCUGACUCUUGCUAGGAUUAUGUGACCAUUGGGACUCUCUCAGGACCCUGGCCCCUCUUUAAAAACACUAAAAGUGAUCAAAACUUGAAUUUACUGAAAGCAAGAGAGAUUUCUGCUACGUUCUAAAGAAAGCUUUCCAGGCCUAUGGAGCUCUGCCGCCACCACCGCCGCCGCUACUGCCCAACCAGCUCAGAAAGGGGGCUCCACCAACCUAAAGAUCCCAAGGUCCCUGUUAGCCACUGGGAGAAGCUUUUUCCCUUCUUGCUAAAUAAAGUGACUUUAUUUACAGCUUACUUCUAUGCCAGGAAGAGUUAGUUGUCUUUAGCACAGACUUCUGAAAGGAGUGUCACCUGGGGCAAGCAGCCUAUCAGAAACUCCAACAAAAACUGCAUCAACCUACAGAAGAAUCAUUUGUGCCAAAAAUACAGCUGGAGUAUAUUAGAUCUGAAAAUGCUCACUUACCCAACACGUAUGCAAACUGUUGCAUCAACUGUUAAAUAUACCUCAUUAAAGAUUUAUGUGAUAACGGUACCGAGUCCAGCCUUUAAUUUCAAGGACUGUGUUUUGAGUCAACACAUUGUAGCACCUUAUUUUUACUGGUAAUUAAAAGGAAGAAACAAAACAUGAAACCAGCACACAGCAGCCUGUUGUGCUUCUCACUAUAUUUUGUUGUGAAUCUAAAAUUGCAUUGAAAACAAAAUGCAAAUGAUGAAAAAGAAACCUGUUUCUUAUUAAAUACCUCAGAUCUACCACGGAUGUCUGCACUCUUGUUCUAACAAAAACCCAACAGUUUAGGUUGUAAAAUAGUUUACUAAAGGCACUACUGUUAAACUUCACACGCAGACUUUGUUCCAGUAAGAGGGACAUCACUAAAUGCAACAAUGAGUUUAAGGGAUACACAGCUAGUAAGCAAACACAUGUUGUUUUUGGCUUUGUGUUGGUUUUGCUUUCCUUUAUAAGGCCAUACUCUUUGAGGAUACAAUGUCCUUCUCUGCUCCCAACAGUGCUCUGAGAGAAGUCUGGACCUUACAAAAAGACUGGCUGGGCAGUGGCGAACGCCUCUAAUCCCAGCGCUUGAGAGGCAGAGGCAGGCGGAUUUCUGAGUUCGAGGCCAGCCUGGUCUACAGAGUGAGUUCCAGGACAGCCAGGGCUACACAGAGAAACCCUGUCCCGAAAAACAAAAAACACAAACAAAAACAAAGAAGAGACUGCUUAAAAGCUCUUAGAAAACCCUAAAGCUCUUUGUUUAGGGGUCAGUUUAUAAGAUCCUGGGCUUAGCUAUCAAACCACUCAAAAGACAGGAACAUGAAUCCAGAGCCAGGGUAGCCAGCUAGAGAACCUUGUGAAUGUGUGUAUUCGAGGGGAGCAACGUGACUAUGAGCACCAUUCAAGCUGCCCACAAUCCAGGUCCAGAAGUCUACCUUCUCUUUAGAGCCAAUGUGGAGCAAAAUAAAAAUGAUAAGGCAACCCAGCGCCAUUGUGCUAAGGCAUACACAAAUUAAGGCUUUACCUGGGCAAGUAACAAAUUUUGAAACUAUGGUAGAACAUUUCUAGCAAACCACAAAGAUUUUAAGCAGCUAAAUUAUCGGGCCCAGUUUAAACAGGUUAAAUGUAGCUUUACGUUCAAAUUAACACACGAUUUAUAAAAGAUAAAGCAAACCUCGUUUCCUCAAGUUAUCUGAUGCUGGGACCUCCAACUUGGAGGCCUUGAAUGUUGAGCUCACAGAGGAAAAGGCCAAUUCCAAGUUAACUUUUCUAAUUAGGACAAGAUUCAAACUUAUUUUGCUUGUGGCUUUAAUGUUGAUUUGGUUUUCUAAUGUGGAAUACAUAUCCUAUAAAUAUGAACACUGGGUUAAGUGACAUUUACUUAACAUAAAGGUUUUUCCAGUUGGCACAAUGUUUUCCCAUGAUGCUUAAAUCAGUACAUGGGGUUGGGGGAGACACAAAAUAUGCUUCUACAAAAUAAAA